This is a messenger RNA of Rhopalosiphum maidis (corn leaf aphid), 3270 nucleotides long. Its product is annotated as 6-phosphofructo-2-kinase/fructose-2,6-bisphosphatase-like. Gene Ontology annotation, cellular component: cytosol. Bases 1099 to 2577 code for a protein of 492 amino acids. The record is from RefSeq and is a predicted model, not a curated record. Gene Ontology annotation, biological process: fructose 2,6-bisphosphate metabolic process; fructose metabolic process. The transcript has 9 exons. NCBI's taxonomy places the organism in Eukaryota, Metazoa, Arthropoda, Insecta, Hemiptera, Aphididae. Gene Ontology annotation, molecular function: 6-phosphofructo-2-kinase activity; ATP binding; fructose-2,6-bisphosphate 2-phosphatase activity.
CGCCGAGCACGUCGUCCCGUUUUCGGUUCCCCCCGGCCCCGCACACGCGAUCGCACCGUUUCUCUCGGACGACACAGUUAUCAGAGUCCGCCGCAGCACGUCGCUGUCGUCGCCGCCGCAUCCGCACCGUAGUUCGUCGCGCGCCGAUCCGUCUCGCGUGAGAGUGUCCGUGUAUAAUCCGUGUACGCUCGGCGCACCGUCGUACAGCUCGUCGCGCCACUUUUUAGUAUUGCCCCCCUUCGUCAGUCAUCACUCGACGUCAGUGCACAGUGCACAGUGUUCAGUCGUUCGUCUCCCGAGUUCGUUGUGCUGUAGUAGAAUAGAUAAUAUAUUAUAGUGGUUCAUAAUAUUAUUUUUUAUUUUUUUUAUCAUUUUUUGUCGUUCAUAUUGUUUUGCACUGUAUAGUUUCGGUGUUUGAAAGAGAACGUUUAUUAUUUUACAAGCGCACAGAACUCAAUUUCCGACUUACCGUUCGCACCUGUCGACAAUGUAUUUGUACUUCUGUUGCCGUUUGAAAUCCGCCGACGUCAAUCUCAUCACGCGAGUGUUGCAACUCAAGGGCUGAAUAUUUUUUUACCAUUGUCGUAAAAAACGCACUAGUCUUACCGGUGUGUGCUUAGGUACCCAUAUUCCGGUUCCGACACUGCUCCGACCGCCACUUCCACCACUCCUACUCGUUCGCCGACCGCUGUUGUCUUUCUCUCGUCGCAGCGCGUUCUACCUUUGCGUUUGCACACGUAGCGUCGAUCGCUGCACAGAUACCACACGUUGCGUAAGUGUUCACGGACGAACAGACAGACAUCCGGUAUCCUUUAUACCAUUCGUUUGCGCUUCUACACGCCGGUGGCCAAAGUGGACUCGACAAAUUUCCUGUGCACCAUCACACUGGCCAGCAAAGUGGACUACGUCGUUCGUAGAAGAUCCAUUGGUGGCAUGAGGCCAGACCUGCAGAAGCUUAUCUAUCACACAUCUUCAGACCACUUUUCAGAGCUAGACACCAUCGCCGUGCUCUAGUCCCACACACCGCUAGCAGUAUAGAAUAGUUAUAAUUGGUGUGAGCAAAGUCCUAUUUUUAGUGUGACUGUAAACUCCAACAUCAUGGCGCCUACUAUCAUGAUGCGGCCCACUAAAAAGGACUGGCAACGUCAGUCACAGUCUGAAUCUGAGGAUGACGAUUUGGUUGGAAAGAAAGAUUUAAUGCCGCUAGUAAUGUUCCAAGUCGGCCAACAUUUUGUGCCCUUGGUUAUAACAAUGGUAGGAUUGCCAGCACGUGGCAAAACCAUUCUUGCUUAUAAGAUUCAACAAUAUCUCAACUGGACAAAUCAUAAGGCCAAAGUGUUUUCUGUGAGCUCAUACAGACGUAAACACAUUGAGUUAUAUAGUAGCCAUGACCUAUUUCGUAAGGAAAAUAGUGAAGCGGCUGAGAUUCGUCAAUUAAGUGCACAAGAAGCACAAGAUGACGCCACCAAAUGGUUACAAGAUGGAGGAGACGUAGCUAUAUUGGAUGGCACUCAUAUAACACAAGCUCGCCGUCAAACAGUAUAUGAUCAUUUUGCUAAGGUUAUGGGAUAUAAGGUAUUAUUUAUUGAGUGUGUUUGUGACGAUGAGAUGCUUAUUGAGCACAAUGUCAAAGAAGUGAUGCAAUUCAGUAAGGACUAUAGAAAUAUGUCUAGUGAGAAAGCUCUCGAUGAUUUUCAUCACAAGAUUGAACAUUAUAUGGAACAACAUGAACCUAUGAAACCAAAAUCAGAUGGCUAUAGCUACAUAAAAUAUUUAAAUGCAGGAGAAUCACUAACUGUUUGUCGUUUGAAUUCUCCUAUGCAAAGUGAGGUGCUAGCCUUUGUUUCAAAUUUCAAACCAUUAGCAAAAACAUUUUAUUUUUCAAGACAUGGCGAAAGUGAAAAUAAUGUUUUGGGUCGUAUUGGUGGAGAUGCAGAAUUAUCAGUCCGUGGUCGCACUUAUGCUGCAGCAUUAGCACGCUAUUUUAAUAAUGAGAAUCGUUUAGAAGGACUACGUGUGUGGACUAGUGAAUUGAAACGCACCCAUCAAACAGCUCAAGGUAUUAAAGCUCCAAUAGAACCUGUACCUUUCCUUAAUGAGUUAUAUGCUGGUGUAUGUGAAGGAUUGAGUUAUGAAGAGAUGCAAUGCAAAUUUCCACAAGAGUUUGCUUGGCGUGAUCAAGAUAAGUUACAGUAUCGUUAUCCAUGGGGAGAAUCUUACAUAGAUAUUAUGACACGAUUGAAACCAGUAUUGUUGGAACUUGAAGGAGAUAUGGAUAAUUUAUUAAUAAUCAGUCACCAAGCUGUUUUAAGAUGCUUACUUGGAUAUUUCUUAAAUAAGAAACAUGAAGAAUUACCGUACAUUAACGUACCUUUACAUACCAUCAUCAAGCUGACAUUAAGCGGAUACAAAUGCAAAAUGGAAGUGAUUAAGCUAAACAUUGAAUGUGUGGACACAUAUCGUAUGCAACCAAAGAACUGUUCUGUCAAUCGUUCAACUGAUGAUGCCUUACUAACAGUGCCAGCUCAUUUUGAGAAUUUAUCUUUGUGGAAUCAUGCGCCAAUUGUUCAGCUUUGAACAUAAUAUAUAAUUAGAUAUAUUAAUGUCUCAUAGAUUUAAAUUCAUAUACGAUAUCCCAAUAAUCUUAGAUCUUUAAAGUUUAUAACGUCAUGGCAUUUAAAAUGGUUUGAUAAUAUAAAAAACAUAAUGUUUAAUUUCAGGUAUAGAAUUUUCACAUUAACUUUAUACUAUGAUAAGAAUAUUCAAAGUGAAUAUUAGUAAUUUGAUUGUUUUUGACAUUAACGGACCAUGUUAGGAGAUGAUAAAUAUUAGAGAUAUUUUAAUAAUUUUUAAGUAUAGAUUCGGAAGAAUACAAAUUAAAUAUUAUUUAUUAGGGAUUAAGUAUAAUAAAUUAUAAGUACAUGGAAAGUUAUGGAUUUCUAUAGUUUAUUAAUACAUUAAUUUAGAAUAUUGUUAUAUUUAUAUCUAACUUUAAACAAACUAAAUUUUAUUGUCUCUAGUUCCCAUGCUAGUUUCAGUAUUAAAAUCAUUUGAUGUUAUUAAAAAAAAAAAAAAAAAUCAUAAUGAAUGAGUAUAUGUGUUUGAUCUCUUACAUUAUUUACAAAAUUUUAUGAUCGCACAAACACUGCAUUAUAACUCUGCUAAAAUACGAACAUGUUUCUAUGUAGCAGCGACAGAAAAAAUAUUAAUGUCGAUAAAAGAUAUAUGAAAUCCAAUAAUUAUAUUAAUUAUUAUUUUUUUUUUUUUAUA